UUCGAGACAAUGGACUCAAGAUAUCAGUGUACGAGUAUUCGGACAGUAUCGGUGGACGGUGUUUUACUGUACAGCUUCCGGACAUACCGGAUGUAAAUAUCGAAAUGGGAGCUUUGCGGUUUGUUCCAAGCUGGCACCCGUUGCUAAAUAAAACUAUACACGAGUUAGGUUUGGCAAUAGAAGAUGUGACAAUGGCCCCGACCGGCAAAGGCGACACUCUCUACUACCUUCGAGGCAAACAUAUGUCAUACAGCGAACUCCCUGUCAAAGCUCCGUAUAACAUUCCUGAGAAUUACCGAAUUGACUAUGACACCCUUAACUGGCAAAUAUACAUGAACUUCACAACAGAAAGUAGCAGAAGUGAAACACUUACGUCUGAAAAUAAGCAAUACAUUAAAUCUUUAGACGGUGUAGAUUUGUAUAUGCAAAGUUGGGAUAUUUUCAGUGGAAAGUUUCUUGACAAAGAAACAACCGCUUACAUUGAAGAUGCGGCUGGCUACGACGACGGCUUCGCAGGUACAUCUGCAGCACAAUAUGUACCAAGGUCUAAACAGUCAGAGUGGAAUUCAGCCCGCUUUAAAACGAUAACGAAAGGAUUUCAAGCCCUUCCAACAACAAUGCUAGAACAAUUUCUUAAUGAAAGCGUUAAGCAUAGAUUUUACCGAAAUCACCACUUGCGCUCCAUCAAGAGAAACCAGAAUGGAAUGUAUCUAAUUACAUUUCAACCAACAGAAACUGUAGCUGGUAUUACUUCAGAUGUACAGGGCUCAGCAGCACGGACUAUGUGUGCACGUAAAGUGUUAUUAGCAGUACCAAAACUAGCGCUAGAAAAUAUUGACUGGGAUGUCUUAAACAACGACCGAAUUAGAGAUAUUCUAACAAAGUCCCUUGUGAGUAUCCAUGGUACGAAGAUGUUUUUUGGCUAUGACAAGAUAUGGUGGAGAAAUAUAGAGAAAUCGUCCAGCAGUAUCGUAUCUGAUACACAUUUGAGAGCAACGUAUGAUUUUGUCAACCUACAGUCUAAAACAACACCGAAAGCAGUUUAUAUGAUUGCAUAUCCAGAUUUAAGUAACGAGUACUGGAGGCUUGCACAAGCAUCUGGUAAUCCAGUACCAGGUGUAGGAGAUAAGUCACUUGAAAUGACGAAUACGAGCGUAAACAUUGCCAGGAACUAUUUAUCUCAGAUUUUCAACGUUAGUAUGGAUGAUAUACCAUCACCGACAUCUGCAGUGAUGUCGAUCUGGGACCAGUAUCCAAUAGGUGCCGCAUGGUAUGCAUGGGCGCCAGGUUAUAAAAUGGAAGAGGUUGAAUCUACAAUGCUCAGACCGUCAACUACAGAAGAAGUAUAUAUCAUAUCAAAUACAUUUAACCGCAACUCUGGAUGGACAGAAGGUGCGCUUGAAGUUGUUGAGAAAGUACUUAAACUAAUUUGAUCAGGUAUUGACGCACAAGAGUAAGCUGAAAAUGACAGAAAAACUGCUACGACGCGCUUGGAUAUACAUAAAGUCUACUCAAAAUAGUUUUAUAUUGUUCUGCGCUUGGAAAUAUAUAAAAAGUUCUCAAAAUAAUUUGAUAAGUUUCUGUAGCGGGGAGAUAGCCAAAAAAUGAAAAUGCACUGAUGCGCUCAUAAAUAUAUAACUUUUCCUGAAAAUGAUUUUAGAACCGAUAUAUUAAAGAUAGCUAAAGUGAGACUCUGCCUUCUGUAGAAACAUUGAAUCAAAUUUUAAAUAAAGUACUUAAACCAGUAAAUCAAUUAAUGCGCAUACAACUUAGAACAAGACUUAGUUCCAUUUAAAACAAAUUGUGAAAUUGCCAAUAAAAUAUUCUAAUAAUGAGCUUGUCAUUCAAUAUAUCAAAGCUUUAGUUGAUAUUGUGUUCAUGCUUUCUAUAUAUUUUUAUUAAAUAAUGCCUCUUAAACAUAAUGCAUAUCGAUUUCUAUAUAAGCAUUUAAGUAAAACAAUUCAAUGAUUGUGUGUUUCAAACCUUAGAUCACACUGCGUUUCGCAGAUGUUCACAAAUUAAGUGCUAAGAAUUAAAAGGUUUGAGUUUAAUAGGUUUCCCGAUAUUGUAUUCACAUAAAAUAGAAAUAAAAUCUUGCCGAGGUGAAAAUGUUUUGCUUCCAAUUUAAUUUCCUUUAAGGUUAACGUUCACAUAUUUCUUUAAAAUGUUAGCUCUACAUGUCGCACAUCUUAUUGAUAAUCAGCGUUAUUCAUUAAUAAAUAAGAAUUGUUUUGUUAUUUGAUGCCUUGAUGUAACUGACCUUUUCUAAUGAAAUUUUUACGAUCAUAAAUAAACCUAUGGUCUAUAAUGUGGUGAAAUAGAAUAUAUGUAUAUCCGUGCGCUCGUUUUUGAAAUAUUUGCUCAUGAAUAAAGAGAACCGCAUAUUUCAAGCUGAUUUUGAGAGAAUAUAUGGAUCUUUAAAACGAUAAUAGUGUUGUCGUUUUAAUAAAUUUACUUAGACAGUUGGCUCACUGGGAAAAGAGGCCUGGUUAACAAAUCCGAAGGCAUUUUUUAGUACAAUAUGGUGUGAUACCUUAAAACGUUCGUUAUUCUUUCUCCUAUACAACCAGGGUGGAUACCAGGCUCAAAAAUCCAUUUUUAUUUUUUUGUGAGGCCCAAAAGGGGACAAUGAGUUUUUUUCUCAAUUUAAAGGAAAUUAAAGAAAAUUUUCAUUUUUAUCAUUAUUUGAUGAAAUGUGUAUCUGUUUUAGAUUAAAUGUAUUGUAAUAUGAAUAAAUAUGUUCAUCACACUAAUUAUUUUAGAAUUUGAGGCCCAUUACAGGGUUUUUAAAAAAUAUUUUGAAAUUUUUGACAGGUAACGCAUAAUUUAUAUUGUUUUUACUCUAUUUUUGAAAUAUCUACGAUAGUAAGGUUGAGUAUUUAAGGUUCAGGUGUGUAACAGGCAUUCUAAUACACAAAAUAAUAAAAAAGGCACCACUGUGGGGUCAUGUUAUUAUAGAAUAAUUGAUAAGCAAGUUUUAAAGUUUGUUGAAAAAGUUUGGUAAAUUGCCCUUUUCUUUCAUAUGUUGUAAACCAUAAAAUUUACCAGAAUAUUUUCUUCACAGCAAUUUCAUAUUUGUUCUUAGGUAGUUAUUUAACCGCAGCCCCCCCCCCCCCCAACCCCCACCCCCAAAAAAAUGAGGCUCCAAAGGGGUUUAAAUUACUCACAUUUCAUGAUAAUUUAGAUUAGUAAGUAGUAAUUAGUUAACAGAAUCAUUGCUGAAAUAUAUUUAGCAUAUGACGAUUUAUGAUUCACCAUCUUAUAUGUAUGGUGGUAUUCACAUCUCUUUAAUAGGAUAUAAGUGGAACUUUAACUAAUAUGCCAUAGUAUAAAUAUAGCUCAAAGACCAGAUUAUUCUUAAAUGUGUGCCCUCUUGAUAUACUAGUAGCAAGCCAACAAUUAUAUUCAUUGGCAAUGUUACCUAUACAUGUUUCUUUAUUCAUCUGAUCUCUUGUAACAUUGGAAUAUACCCCAAACAACAAUCAGAUCACUUGAUUCAGCUAGCUAGAGAGACAAGUCAAAGACAUUUUUAACCAGUUUGGUAUCAGCGGAGCAGUUGUCAAGUAUUUAGGUUUCCGCGGCUCAAUCUGGAGGUCAGCAUCACUGUACUGGUACAGUACUGUUGUAAGUCCACUUCAGUAAAUGUCACAAUGACACUGCACAGCUGAUAGUUACAUUUUGUUAUAGUAAGUAUUUCAUUACCUGAAAAGGAUCACUGAUGUUCAUGUGAACAUGUAGUACCUAUUUUCCCAACCAGCUACGUUUUUGGUAGGUGGUGUGUAUGAAGUAGCCACAAAGGGGCUAGAAAAUUCUAAUAUUUUCAAAAAUGAUGUAAUCAUUAGUAUUUUGUGUAAUUUUGUGCCUUGCAGAUUGUAGAUAUCGGCUCUUCUUUGUCCUCAUAUUAUCGCCUCUAUUCAUGGUAUAGGAACAAGAAUGUCCAGGACCUGUGAAAUCUGUUCGUUUACAAUUUUGAUAAUAGAUUAAGUAUGUAUAUUUUGUUGUUCGUUAUUAACGAUAGUUAUACUUGUAAGGAUUCCUGAGAGAAAGCAUUUUUAUGUACAAAUGACUGCAUGAAACGAUUUUCCUGGCACCUUAGUGAUGAGCAGGGCUAGAUUCCAACCUGAGGGCCCUCCAGGUAGUUUCAGCUCAACAUUAAAAAAUUGUUAAUGGUCAUUUUUUCAGUUCUAGGCUUGUUAUGCUCUAGAAGCCUAUUUUGCUCAGGUUAAAAGAACUGAGUACAUGUCUUAAUAGUUGUUAGGCUUACUUUGUAUCUAAAUUUACAGAAACAUUUCGUAUUGUACAUACUUUGCCAUUACGUCUUUUAUUUACACUGUUAUGCAACUCUGAAAAGUUGGAAAGAUUAGGAGAAAGGUUUACUUCACUUUUUACUGGUUUGAUCUCCAAGUUGUGCUUUUGCAACUGACAGUUCCAAAUCUGUGCUCCUUUUUGUUUGUCCGUAUCUUUCUCGUUGUCUAUAUAUUUUACUUUGUUCAUGUAUAUUAAGUGUAAAGUUAAUCAUGUACACAUCCAUACGAUCACUGAUAUGGGGAUUUUGUUUGAGAGGAGAGGUUCUUUCUUCGAACGUAGGUUUUGUUAAUGAAUAUUUGUCCUUGCGUUUUUUUUUUGUCUAGCCUUGUGCUUUGAAAAUACUCUCAAAAGUAAAAAUGCAACAUCCAUUCUUUAGGACAGUCUAAGCAUGACUUGUGUUACAUGAGCAUAUGGCGCCAGUGUUGUAAUUCAUUUCACUACCACCUUAGAAAUCCAUAUUAAUUACAUUUCGAUAUACAGAAAUUCGAUCAUCAGUAAGGAAUGACAUACCAAAUAUCCGUAAAAGUCUUGAUACUGUUAAAAGACUAAUAAAUUGACCAAGAGUUUAAGUUUGAUAAGUUUGAAAUUUUUACCUUGCAAAACACUUGUGUGUGAUGUAGACGCGAUUACAAACAUUUACGUGUAAUGCCACACGGGGUUUUCUAUAUUGUAGUAGUAUUAUUAUAUCUGGUGACUCCACCAUUUCAUAACAACUGAAUGUCAAUUGGUCUUAUGGCAUACCACUGCUUCAACAAAAUAUUUUUGUAAAAUGCCUGUUCUGGCCAUGUAUAAAGUCCGAUAAAUAUUUUAAUAACAAUAGUUGUCCAAAAGCCUUGCGCUCGACUAUUCAACAACUUCUAAGUUUAACAAGGACCAUGACUGGGCAAGACGUACAAAACCAUAUAUUGGUUACUUCCCGAGGUUUGAUGACCGGAAGCACUAUGUGAAAUUUUAAUCAAAUGCAUGUAGUUUCUGAAAUACACCUUGUCUUUUAGGUACAUGCUAAACUUUUACCAAAUAUUCUUGGUUGAAAACGAAUCAUAUUUUGUAUUAAACUCAGUCAAGAUUAUUUUUAUUUCAAAAGGUUAGAUGACAUAAAAGUCUUAUGUAAAGUUUUAAUCCAACACAUAUAUUGAUUGCUAAGAUAUGAACUUACAUGCAAAACUUACCCAAGGUGAAGAUGUCAACAAAGGCGACACCAACACCAGAGUGAACAGAAUAGCUCUCACUAUUCUUCAAAUGCACCGGAAUUUUGAAAAGUUUGCCAAUUCAUAUGUGUGUAUCGAUGUACAUCAAAUAUUUCACACAAUAUUUUGCAUUUUGCAAAAACAAAAUUAAAUACUUGCCAGAAAGUGAUAUUGCGUGUAUACUUUUUUGAGUGUAUAUAUCGGUUCAGUAUUCCAUAUUUGGGCAAUUUGACUAUAUGUGUCUCAAAAGUUAGUACCAAUAAACCCUGUAUAAUGGACAUACCAACAGAAAAUGAAACUCUGAUUCGACUUGAUUCAAAUCACAUCGACUACAUACUCUGUCAGAUCUAACAACACUUCUCUAACGACCUUCUUCUAUCUGUAAAUUAUGAGACGAACAUCUUAAUAAUGCUAAAGCGUUUCUAUGAGCAUCAUUAUUUAUCAUGCUUAAAUAAUUUUCUUAAACAAAACUUAACUUAAAUUGUUUAUAAUAAUCCAGUUUAGUAGAUAAAUCAAGUUCAGCCAACCAUUGCUGUAACUACUGGUCAUACAUUCUCUGGACUACUGCAUUAACAUUUUAAUAUUCCAGAAAAAAAAUCCAAGUUCAUUUAAUAAGUUUCUCACGUUAACUGACCAGCUACUUAACAAUGUAUUAAUUGUGUCCUUGUGCCAUCAUUACUUUAUGCAUCAAUGAAUUAGGCAUAUUCAUAAAUUUGUACCAGUACUUAAUAGUUCUAAUUUUUAGUAUUACAUAGAUAGGAAAUACAUCAAAUUCUCCAUAUACUGCACUGCUACAUGUUUGUUGCUUAACACCAAAAAUUUGUUUAAGAAACUUUAGGUAUUUACGUUCUAUGUCUGGAGACUUAUGGAAACCCAAUAUCUCAGAUCCGUAACACAAUAUCGGUAAUACCAUAGAAUUGAAAAGGUUUGUGAAUAACAUCUAAACUAAUAUUAUCAAAAAGUGAGUUUAGAGAAAAUAGGGCGUUUAAUGCCUGCGUAGAUAACGCCUUUUGGGCCUGAUAGAAACUACCAUUAGAUGACAAAGUAACACCAAGAUUUGUAAAAGUUUUAACCUGUUUCAAAAAUUUAUUAUCAUGCUUUAACGAUACAUUAGUUGGCCUAUUACUCCCCUGUCUAAAAACCAUAGCAACCGUUUUGUCUGCAUUUACUUCUAUACCCCAUUUACUGCAUUAAUUAUAUAAUUUAUCUAACAAUAUUUGUAACCUUUGCUCAGAAUACGAAAAUAAAGCAGUAUAAUCAGCAAAUAAUAACAAACAUAUUUGUAUUUCAUCUAAUAGUAUACUAAAUGCAUCAAUGUUAUCAUCAGCUAAGUAUUCUUGCAUAUCAUUGACAAACAUUAUGAAUAGAAAGGGAGAAAAUGGCUCCCACUGCUUUAAGCCCAUAUAGAUAUCAAGGAAGUCGGUUAAUGAACCAUUGACCUUUACACAUAAUUUAACACUUUCAUACAUACUUCUAAGAAUGUUUAGCAUUUUACAUGACACGCCCAUACCUACUAAUUUAGACCAGAUACCAUUUGUGUAUGUAAAUCUACCAAUGCAGUGUACAACUUCUUUCUUUCCCGCUUAACGACCUUUAAAGUUAUCUAUAUAGAGUUAAGUAUAAAGAUACAGUCAACGGUGCUUUUACCUUUUCUAAACCCAUACUGGUUAUCUGUAAGUGUACUAUUUACUUCAGACCACUGACGUAACCCAUUAUCAAGGAUUAUCGAAAAUAUUUUUGAGAAAAUACUUGUGAGAGAAAUACCUCUAUAAUUAUUUACAUCUCCAGGAUCUCCCUUCUUAGGUACCGGAACUCUCAGUUUGUACACAUAUACAAAAGCAUGAGACAAAUACAUUCAUAUAACUAAGACAUUAUAUACAUGAGGGCAACAAUGAAAACUACUUUAUCCAAUUCAACUCAACUGCCACAUUAUCAAAGUUUAUUAGUACCGGCUUCUUUGUUUCGAUAAGGUCUAUAAACACCUUAUAGAGCACUUCAGAGGUCUAUAAGAAUUACCAGACCUGUCCUACUUCUAUUGUUUACACGAAAAUUUUCAUGACGAAAAACCCCCAAGUGCCUGUGGCGGGACUGGAACCCGGGUCGCUUUGGUGCUAGUCCAAUGCUCUAACCUCUGAGCUAAAGGGUCGACACACUUACGCAGUCGUCAGAGAUUAAAUUUAAACUUACAGGUUAUGCGUAAGCGACCGUAACAAUGCAGUAGAAGCACGAGAAGUCCGUGCAUGUCAUUAACGGUGCGCGCGCAAUUGACUCCAUAAAUAAUGUUAUCACUUGUUUAAAAAAAAGUCCGUUUUAAGUUAAGAUUUUCGACCAGCUUUACAUAUCUUGAAAAUUGAUCUAAACAUGACUUUGCUGUAAAAUUUUAACAUUCUAUUUUAAACAGGUCUUGAGAUUUGUCUGAAAGUUAAAACGAGCAUACUCGGGGAAAUCUUCUGUCUAAAUGGAGAUUGUUUCAUGAAACAGGACAUUUUAUUUAACAACAACAAAAAAAUAAUGACAAUGAAAAAUAAUUGCAAAAAUCACAAACACCACAAAUCUCCUCCAAGUCAAUUAUUAAUCUGCUUAUGAAAAUUGUGACGAAUUUCCGUUCAAUUAUUGAAUGUUCGUGAUAUAUUUUAUAACGCUUCCGGACAUGUCUGAAAUAAGAUUAAGUUUAAAAAUAUUUUAAAGGCAGCUUUUAAGUAGUGGUAAUGGUUGGGAGACUGGACGAAGCAAAUUUCUCGUUUUCUGAAUAAUGUUCUAAUUUUGCUGAAUAUCGUCAAUCCAUAUCAAAUUAACGGUUGACAUUUUUAUGCCUUUAAAUAUUAUUAUAUAUUUUGCACUGUAUACAGUUUUGUCGUUCUUAUGCCGUUUAUAUGACAGUCUUUCAUUUGUGUAAAACAGAAUCUAUUCUUGUAUUGACUUUACAUCCACAAGUACCUGACAUCUUCUCGUGAAUCAGAUGUGGAGGACGAGAACGAUUUUAAACGGAAUUAGUUUUAUUCAAAUCGUUGCCAUGCCACAGAGAACAAAGGCCUCGAACUACAAACCUCUUAAUUAGUAGUACUGUGCUAUCUCUUUGAGUUCAAUAUUUAUUAUCGGCUAAAUAAAGUUACACUUAUUUUUGAGAAAAAAGUACAUCUUGUAGUAUGUCCAAGACAGACUUUUAUCAACAGCUGGUAAUUAAUAUUGUCAAAGAUAAUAUAAAAGAAAAGUGGUACAUUCGUAUUGAGGCAUGUACCUUUAAACUAUACAUUAUUACUUUUGCAAAAACAAAGCUGUAUGUAAUUGCCGAAUAUUUAUGUUCUGCUUAUUUCUGGCUUUCCAACCAGUGCUAAGACACUUGCAGACUUUGACCCUGAUCAAGCUGAUUAGUUCCAAUAGAAAUGUAUUCAUAUAUUUAGAAACUGUCUUCCUAGGGAGAAGAUUUGAAAAAUUGGGGCCUAUUUCUUAUACAAUUUUCUAAUGUAGCAUUUGCUUGUUAUUUGGUAUUUUGACAAGCGAAAGGGGCUUUUCAAUUCACAUAUUCAUAAAACGUGUUAUCAUAAUGAGCCUGAUAACAAGAAUAUAAGCUUUUCAAAAACACUGUUUUCUUAUGUCUUAUGUUACUGUUAUAUCACGAUCAAGUUAAAAUACUCCACUCCUAUGGUGGCUGAUUUAUGACAUCUUGUUACGUCUCGAUGGUGUGCGCGCAGUUGUUUUUAGCACAUUUCGUUGUGUUGUCUUGUCGCGCGCCUGAUCGGGGUAUAUUACUUCGGUCGGAUUAUUUUGCCCGGAUCGGAGAAGUACAAGAACAACAGAAAGAACACAAAAGUUUCAGUAUCUCUAGAAAAGUGCUGACAUUUAUAUUUUAUAUAGUUUAUAUUUUUGACUAGUUUACCUAUAUAUCAUCAAUGCAAACACGACUGUGUACAGUUUUAUCUGUUUUCCUUUUGUUAAACCCCCUCCCACUUUUAUACAUGUAUCUUACAAAGUUGUCAUGAUGGUAUGAGCAUUAGCACUUUUUUAAUAAAGAGUUAUCAACA
Mercenaria mercenaria is the source of this 9517-nucleotide messenger RNA. RefSeq names its product L-amino-acid oxidase-like. The coding region runs from base 105 to 1433 and encodes 442 amino acids. The transcript has 9 exons. Gene Ontology annotation, molecular function: oxidoreductase activity. NCBI's taxonomy places the organism in Eukaryota, Metazoa, Mollusca, Bivalvia, Venerida, Veneridae. The record is from RefSeq and is a predicted model, not a curated record.